This is a messenger RNA of Aethalodelphis obliquidens (Pacific white-sided dolphin), 2619 nucleotides long. RefSeq names its product beta-1,4-N-acetyl-galactosaminyltransferase 1 (gene B4GALNT1). Gene Ontology annotation, cellular component: Golgi membrane. Lineage: Eukaryota; Metazoa; Chordata; Mammalia; Artiodactyla; Delphinidae. The record is from RefSeq and is a predicted model, not a curated record. The transcript is spliced from 10 exons. Gene Ontology annotation, biological process: ganglioside biosynthetic process. Gene Ontology annotation, molecular function: acetylgalactosaminyltransferase activity. Bases 687 to 2510 code for a protein of 607 amino acids.
GGAACAGGGUACCGGGGAGCCUCGGAUUUGUUUCUGGGACUGGGGUGCGGCGGCUUCUGGACUCCGAUCCCCACCUCCGCAGGAAACGCCCAGAACCACCCCAGCGCCUUGGUCUACAAAGCCCGGAGAGUCCGAAGGCGGGAGGGGUCGGGCGCGCUCGGGAGGCAGGAGGAUCCCCCUCACUCUCAGCCUCACACCCGACUCCCCCAUCAGGCCGCCUCCAGCCCCAUGAGGACCCCCAGGCUGGGGCUGAGAGCCUGGCGCAGCCCGGACCGAAAUCUUGCGGCGGCCUCAGAGCGUUAGACAGGUCAGUGCCCGGGCGGGAUGAGGGGCCGAGCCGGAGGCGGGAAGAGGCGCGCACGCAGGUCCACCUUGUCCCCCCGCACAGCUUCCCGAGGCCACUCACGGGGUCACCUCCGCCGGGGCCACCCAGUAGCGCGGGCGUGAUUCUGCAUUUUUCAUGACAGGCAAGGUGUGGCGCUGCCCUCUGCAGCCCAGCCGGGGCCAGGUGAUGCUCGGACUGAGGGGUUGGGGGAUGCGCGGGCCAGGGGAGGUGGCGGGCUCGGGAACACCCGCUAUUCUGAUAAAAUGGUACUCUUCUACUUAUGAGCCGCCGCAUCGAAACCACUACCUCCAACGUUCUCUUGCUUCAAGAUGCCCGGCCUCAGGCGUGAGAGGAAAGCAAGAUGCGGGAGAGGGAGAGAAGAAAGGAGGCCGGGAGACCCGAGGCCCGGGAAGUGAGGGGAGGGGACAGGGGUACCGAUUCGCUAUGCAAAUCCUGGCGCGCGAGAUGUGGAAAGCCCCGGGUGGCCGGCAGGAACCUCCGGAAGCGCGGGGGCCCCAACCCACGCCUUCGCUCCCCACCUUUCUCACUCUCCCAUCCCUACCGCCCACCCAGGAUGCGGCUGGGCCGCCGGGCCCUCUGUGUGCUGGUCCUGCUGCUCGCCUGCGCCUCGCUGGGGCUCCUGUACGUGAGCACCCGGGUCGCGCCGGGCCUCCAGGCACCUCUUGCGCUGUGGACGCCCCUGCAGGGCAACCCCAGGCCAGAAUUGCCAGGUCUUGCCCCCGAGCCCCGGUACGCACACAUCCCAGUCAGGAUCAAGGAGCAAGUGGUGGGGCUGCUGUCCACAAACAACUGCAGUUGUGAGUCCAGUGGGGGGAGCCUUCACCUCCCCUUCCAGAGGCAGGUCCAAGCCAUUGACUUCACCAAGGCCUUUGACCCUGAGGAGCUGAGGGCUGCAUCUGCCUUGAGGGAGCAGGAGUUCCAGGCCUUCCUUUCAAGGAGCCAGUCUGCUGCUGACCAGCUGCUCAUAGCCCCUGCCAACUCCCCACUACAGUACCCCCUGCAGGGUGUGGAGGUCCAGCCCCUCAGGAGCAUCUUGGUGCCAGGACUGAGCCUGCAGGCCACUUCUGGUCAGGAGGUAUACCAGGUGAACCUGACUGCCUCCUUGGGCACCUGGGACGUGGCAGGGGAAGUGACUGGAGUGACUCUCACUGGAGAGGGGCAGCCAGAUCUCACCCUCGCCAGCCCAGGGCUGGACCAACUCAAUCGGCAGCUGCAACUGGUGACUUAUAGCAGCCGAAGCUACCAGGCAAACACAGCAGACAUAGUCCGGUUCUCCACCGAGGGACACAAAGUUGCCUUCACCAUACGCAUAAGACACCCACCCAGCCCUCAGCUGUACCCACCUGGGUCUCUACCCCUGGGAGGUGAGACUGCCCAGUACAACAUCAGCGCUCUAGUCACCAUUGCCACUAAGACCUUCCUUCGUUACAAUCGGCUACGGGCACUCAUCGCCAGCAUCCGCCGCUUCUACCCGACAGUCACAGUGGUAAUCGCCGACGACAGCGACAAGCCAGAGAGCAUUAGAGGUCCCCACAUCGAGCACUAUCUCAUGCCUUUUGGCAAGGGCUGGUUCGCAGGCCGGAACCUGGCCGUAUCCCAAGUAACCACCAAGUACGUGCUGUGGGUGGACGACGACUUCGUCUUCACGGCGCGGACACGACUGGAGAGGCUUGUGGACGUGCUGGAGCGGACGCCGCUGGACCUGGUCGGGGGCGCGGUGCGCGAGAUCUCCGGCUUCGCCACCACGUACCGGCAGCUGCUGAGCGUGGAGCCCGGCGCGCCAGGCCGCGGGAACUGCCUCCGGCAGAAGCGCGGCUUCCACCACGAGCUCGUCGGCUUCCCAGGGUGCGUGGUCACCGACGGCGUGGUCAACUUCUUCCUGGCGCGCACUGACAAGGUGCGCGAGGUCGGCUUUGACCCGCGCCUCAGCCGCGUGGCGCACCUGGAAUUCUUCCUGGAUGGACUUGGUUCUCUUCAGGUGGGCUCCUGCUCAGACGUUGUUGUGGAUCACGCAUCCAAGUUGAAGUUGCCUUGGACAUCACGGGACGCCAGGGCAGAGACUUAUGCUCGGUACCGUUACCCGGGAUCCCUGGAUGAAAGUCAGGUGGCCAAACACCGCCUGCUCUUCUUCAAACACCGGCUCCAGUGCAUGACCUCAGAGUGACGGCCACUCGGGGCCUUCCAACCGUCAGGCUGGGCCUACCUCCUUGCACCUGCCAGGAAUAUCUAGCAAAGCCCACCAGCCAGUGACCACUCCACUGACUGUCUCCAAU